Melampsora larici-populina 98AG31 is the source of this 2844-nucleotide messenger RNA. RefSeq lists its product as uncharacterized. Bases 1 to 2844 code for a protein of 947 amino acids. NCBI's taxonomy places the organism in Eukaryota, Fungi, Basidiomycota, Pucciniomycetes, Pucciniales, Melampsoraceae. The transcript has 9 exons. Gene Ontology annotation, molecular function: guanyl-nucleotide exchange factor activity. The record is from RefSeq and is a predicted model, not a curated record.
AUGACGACGGUCCAUCACGAUGAACGGCCACCACCAUCAAAUCAUCAUCAAGAACAGCAAAAACAAGAACAACAACAACACAAUUUGAUGAAUUUGUUCAUUAUCCCCCUACAAGACCCCACGCCUCCUACCAUUUUUCAACACGACUAUCUAGAGAAGUUUGCAUCAAAAGUGUUUUCUACAAUUCUAGAAAUCAAGGAUCAUCAUCAAUCAUUCUUGAACCAAAUUAUAAAACCUGAGAAUACUGAUUUAAUUCCUCAAUUGAUCUUGACCUUUGCUUUACGAUGGUCAAACCUAUAUACUUCUUAUGCUAAGGAUCAUCCAUUAGGUGAAUUCCAAAUUGAAAAACAAAUGAUUCUCAAUCCUCUCUUUGCCGAAUUAAUUGAAAGUAUUCCUAAAAGAAAUGUUAAGAAGAAAGACUUUCGUCAUUUUUAUUCUAGACCUACUUUGAGAUUAGUAAGAUAUUCACUAUUAUUAAAUAGAUUGAUAGAAAACACUCCAAAGGAUCAUGUAGAUUUCAAUAUAUUAACAUCGGCUACCGACCUGAUCAAAAAUCAAUGUCGAGAAUGUAACACCCUAAUAGAACUGCAGCAAGAUAGAUUGAAGUUACUAAAGCUACACAAAUCUAUAAUCAACAAACAUGAUUAUACUGCAUUGCAUUUAAAAGCUCCGAGUAGAAGAUUAUAUUGUUCAGGAGAAAUGAUCAAAAAGAAGGAAGGAUCGUUGAAUAAUUUUAUGGAAGUCAAUGGAAUUUUGAUCGACCAUUAUUUCAUUAUCACUAAACCUAUACAAAAAUCAAAUCCAUCAAUCACAUAUCACGAAAUCAUUGAAGAACCCAUCAGAUUAGAAUUUAUGAAACUUUCGAAAACCGAUGAUCAACUAGCUCACAAAAAAGUUAAUAAAUUAAAAUCCUUUUUACAUAAUAAUUCGAAUUUAAGCUUUCCAAAUCAACCGUUAGUGUCGAAUUCAUUAUUUCCUAUUACAUUUCAAUCUUUUGGCGUAUCUCCUCGUACGAUUACAAUCUACUUAGAAAAUGAAAAACUUAGAUCAUUUUGGGUUGACAAAUUUAAUGAAGCAAUUCAUCAAAGAUUACAAAAUUUUGAACAAAUCGAAGUAUUCAAACUUUUACCGAUCUUAAACUUUACGACAACUUCUUCACAUCAAUUGGAAUUUCAUGCUAAACUUGAAGAGUUCAAUUCUUUAUUUAAUCGACAUUCAGCUGAUGAGCAUUUAUUGAAACAAAAAACCCCCAGACCAUUACAUGGAAUUCCAACUUGUUCAGCUCAAUUUAUCUCUCAAGAUGGAAAUAACUAUUUAGUUAUAGGUUGUCAAAAAGGAUUAUGGAUAGGUAAAAAACAUCAACCUAAUUCAUUUCAUUUCAUCUUACCGAACUUAAAGAACAUACAACAAUGUGAAGUUUUAAUGGAAUUGAAUCAAAUCGUAGUCUUAUCCAAUUCUCAACUUUUCUUAUACCCCUUAAAUCAAUUCUUACAAAAAUCAUCAACAAGAGAUCGAUCAAAUUCAUCACCUUUGAUUGAAAAGCCUUCAAGACCUUGUACACCUUAUGGUGGAACUACUACUCAGACUCGGGCAUUGAUUGAACCUAGCUUGAAAUCUUAUUAUGAUUCGAAUCUUCAUGAGUUUAGGAAUUUGAAGAAGAGUUUGAAUAGGAGUAGUUUUAACCUCGUUAAGAAAUCAGAUUCGACUUCAUCAUCAUCAUCAUCUUCUUCAUCUAAUUCUAAUUCUACUUCAAGUUCUAGUAUUGCUACUACUUUCAAUUCCUACAAUUUCGAUUCCAAUACUUCUAAUCCAAAUCGAAAUAUCAUAUCAUCUGAUACAAUCAUUGAAGAAAGAAAAUCUCAACAAGUUAGGGAAAAUCAAAGAAAUUUUAGAAGAUCAGAAAGAGCUCAUGAAAUGAAUCUACCGGUUUUUAUUUCUGAAAGUAAUAAAGAAGUCUCAACCUUUAAAAUUGGUAGACUAACUGAUCAUCGAACCAUUUUAACUUGUUUUCUUGAUAAAUUUGAAAUAGAUGUUGAGAAAUUAGAUUCUGGUUGUCAAUUAAUAGUUUUAGAAAUGAAAAUGAUUGACUCGUUUCCUAAUUUCACACAAUUAAAGAAAAUCAAUUUACAAUUCAAACGAAUUCAAGAAAUCAAAUUAAUUAAAGAUCAAUUGAUGAUCAUUGAAUCAUCUACAAAACAGUUUAUGAUUAUAAACCUUUCAAAUUCAAGAGAUUCAAAUUCAACUUCAAAUCAAGAAAUCAUUAAAACUUUUUCAGUCUUGACUAAAAAUGAUUUAAACCUUUUGGCUAAUCAAAGGUUUAAAAAAUUAAUCAAAACUUCACAUUCACUUUUAAAUUCAUUUGAAGUUGAAGAUGGAUUAAUUUUAUUUUGUUUUGAUCGAUUUGGAUAUUUCGGUAACAUUGAAGGAAUUAGAGAUAAAUCUAAACCUAUUUUACAAUGGGAAUCCAAUCAAAUUAAAUCAUUUAAGAUCAGCUUCAAAAAAAAUCAAGACGAUCGAUAUUUGAUUAUGAUUGGAUCGAAUUCGAUGAUUGAAAUAUGGGAUUUAAUCAAAUUUGAAAAGAUUCAAGAAAUCUUUUUACUUGGGCUUAAUAGUUUAUGUAAUCUUGGGUUUGAGAAUGGGAAUGAUGAUUUGGUGAUUCAAGUUGAUGAACUUUCUAAUCAACAACAAAUCCAACAUAAUUUAAAACAAAAUCAAUCUUAUCAAAAGCUUUAUCAAAUUGAUGAAGAUCAACAUCAAGAUCAGAAAAGCUUAAAUCAUAGAAAUGCUUUUGAUAAUCUUGGUCAAAAUUCUUCGUUUAAAGUUUUACAACUCUUUCAAUUAUGA